UUUGAAUCAACGAUUUAUUCACCCAGUUUGCCAGUCAACACCGAAUAGAAAACAUUACAAGAUGUCAGUGAACCCAGAGGCUUUGCAGAAGCUACUAAUGGAAAUGGACAACCAGCUUAACAAGUCCAAGGCCGAGUUAAAUAUGUGCAAUUUGCAAUUGGACAGAAUUAAUACCAACUUAAACCUUAUUAAACAUACUUCAACCAAUUUAAAGAAAUUAACUAAUUCAGAUAAUGAUCCUGUUUGGCAAGGGAUCGGGAAAGCGUUUGUGAAGAAUGACGUGGGAUCAUAUAUAAAGACCAUUCAAGGGGACGAAAAAGAGUUUUUGGAUACCCAAAAGAACUUAAAAACUAAACAGCAUUAUUUACAAACUACUUUAGAUAAUACUAUAACAAACAUGACUCAAUUAGUUGGAAAGAAAUAGUUUACUUGUACCAUA
Hyphopichia burtonii NRRL Y-1933 is the source of this 439-nucleotide messenger RNA. Its product is annotated as prefolding complex chaperone subunit. Gene Ontology annotation, molecular function: protein folding chaperone. Bases 62 to 424 code for a protein of 120 amino acids. Gene Ontology annotation, biological process: protein folding. The record is from RefSeq and is a predicted model, not a curated record. Gene Ontology annotation, cellular component: prefoldin complex; cytoplasm. The transcript has a single exon. Lineage: Eukaryota; Fungi; Ascomycota; Pichiomycetes; Serinales; Debaryomycetaceae.